CAUGACGGCCACAACCCACUCCAGCCUCCCGGCCUUUUUUCAUUAUAUUUCAUCUUGGGGGGGCAUCAUCGCACUCGCGCUUAUUGCACUACACCAGUGGACUUUCCCCUUCCCCCCUUGCAAAAGAACAAAAAAAAAAAAAAACCUCCGCUCCGGUCGGUCUGCUAUUUCCAAGCCUCGGUCAACCUUGCCUUGAAGAUGAAGUUAAAUACGAGCCGUCGUCAGGUGCAAGCCGCAUCCGAUGGAGGAGUCCUGCUUUUAUUCUCGUUCAACGACCAGCUCGAUGCUGCACUUCCUCACGCUGCGGUCCCACUUGACAAAUUCUGAUAUGGACUAUGAGAGACCGAACGUUGAAACUAUCAAGUGCGUGGUGGUUGGAGACAAUGCAGUUGGAAAGACCCGCCUUAUCUGUGCCCGGGCCUGCAACGCCACGCUGACCCAGUACCAGUUACUUGCUACACAUGUGCCCACAGUCUGGGCAAUUGAUCAAUAUAGAGUAUGUCAAGAGGUAUUAGAGCGCUCCAGGGAUGUUGUGGAUGAUGUCAGUGUCUCUCUCCGGCUCUGGGAUACUUUUGGAGACCAUCAUAAGGACCGGCGUUUUGCAUAUGGCAGGUCGGAUGUUGUGGUACUUUGCUUCUCAAUUGCCAAUCCUAACUCUUUGUACCAUGUGAAGACCAUGUGGUACCCUGAGAUCAAGCACUUCUGCCCACGUGCUCCUGUUAUCUUGGUAGGCUGUCAGCUGGACCUGCGCUAUGCAGACCUGGAGGCAGUGAACAGGGCGCGGAGACCUUUAGCCAGACCCAUUAAAUCCAAUGAGAUUCUUCCUCCAGAGAGAGGACGGGAGGUGGCCAAAGAGCUAGGAGUGCCAUAUUAUGAAACCAGUGUUGUUGCUCAGUUUGGAGUCAAGGACGUUUUUGAUAAUGCCAUCCGAGCCGCUCUCAUCUCACGCCGUCAUCUGCAGUUUUGGAAAUCUCACCUCAGAAAUGUACAGCGGCCUCUCCUUCAAGCGCCCUUCUUGCCUCCAAAACCUCCCCCACCUAUAAUCACUGUACCGCCUCCCCCAUCCACCACAGAGGAGCAUCCCGUUGGUCUUCUGGAGGACCCACACUGUGCUGACGUCAUCCUGGUCCUGCAGGAGCGACAGAAAAUCUUUGCACACAAGAUAUACUUGGCGACAUCCUCCUCAAAGUUUUAUGACCUCUUUAUUAUGGAGACACAGAGCGAAGAGCCUGAAAGGCCCCUUCGCGGUCCUCUCUCAGGCAGAGAGCUGUUGAUCCGUGCUGCUAGCUUUGACGUUUGCGAAAGCAGUGAUGACGGAGACAGGGCCAAUCUGAGGGCCUGCACCAGUGACGGGACCCUGAAAGACUCCGAGGGGGGCCGACGGGGAAGGCUGCUUUCCUCGUGGAGUCGAGCCUUCGCCAGCAUCCAGGAGGAGCUGGUAGACGACCCUGUCACAUACAGCCCACGACUCAUGACUGUAGUGCACAUGGACCAGUCCAUGCAACUCGGUCCUUUUCGAGCUGUACUCCGCUACCUGUAUACAGGUCAGCUAGAUGAAAACGAGAAGGAAUUAAUGCAAAUUGCACACAUUGCUGAGCUGCUGGAGGUCUUUGACCUGCGGAUGAUGGUGGCAAACAUACUUAACAAUGAAGCCUUCAUGAACCAAGAAAUCACCAAAGCCUUCCACGUACGCCGCACAAACAGAGUAAAAGAGUGUUUGGCCAAAGGCACCUUUUCUGAUGUAAUAUUCAAGUUAGAUGAUGGGACAAUCAUGGCACACAAGCCUUUACUCAUCUCUAGCUGCGACUGGAUGGCAGCUAUGUUUGGCGGGCCUUUUGUGGAGAGCUGCACCAAAGAGGUGCAGUUUCCUAACACAACUCGCAGCUGCAUGAGAGCUGUGCUGGAAUAUCUCUACACGGGGAGAUUUUGUUCCCGGCCUGACCUGGAUGCGAUGGAGCUUAUUGUUCUUGCCAAUCGCCUUUGUCUCCCCCACCUGGUUGCACUUACAGAGCUCUACACUGUAACAGUCCUGACGGAGGCAGCGAUGAUGGGGGCUGACAUUGAUGGUGAUGUGCUGGUGUACUUGGAUGUGGCCCAGUUCCACGGCGCCCUACAGCUCACUGGAUGGUGUCUGCAUCACAUUUGCACCAACUACAACAGCGUCUGCCGCAAGUUUCCCAGGGAUAUGAAAGCCAAGUCUACAGAGAACCAAGAAUACUUCGAGAAGCAUCGCUGGCCACCUGUUUGGUACUUGAAAGAAGACGACCACUACCAAAGAGCACGCAAAGAGCGCGACAAGGAGGAUUACUUGUACCAGAGACGGCAAUGUAAACGCAAGUGGCUCUUCUGGAACCUUCCUUCCUCCCCAAACUCAAACUCUCCUUCUGGCUCAUCUGCGGUCAUCUGACCCGGUGGGUAAGGGUGGGUCCAAUCUGGAGUGCAUCCUUGUGUGUACAAGUCAUAAAAAAAAGGAAUAUUUCAGAAGAUAAGUCCUGCUUGCAUGGCCCACCCCCGAUUAAUCAGGCCCACUGUUCCUCAACCUGCCUGUGAAGGCAAAUGCUCCAGGUUUGUGAGGACAGCUCAGCGUCAUGAUCAAAAUGAGGACUGUUUUUCUUCUUUUUUCAAAUUUGGUAUGUAUAAGACGCAAACCUCAGUGAUAUGAACCUUACUGAAAACUGGCACAGUGUAACUCGUAUGAAUUGUUAUAUAUUCCACCAUUUGAGUUUUGAAUUUUAAAACUACCAUCCUGCUGGCACAGAACUUUCCACCUCACCAUCUGUUAACCUGAACUGAUAACCAAGUGCUGCUUAUCAGCUGCAAACAACCAGCAACUCAACACAGAACCUACGUCUCAGAGAUAAAACACUUUGUCCUUAAGUGUUUGUACAAUCUGCCAAUCCAUAUGAUCUCACCAACAGGAUGUAACAAUAACACGGCCUGACAGUUACUGAAGUCAUUCACUCCAACCACCCUCAUUAUUAUCAUGUCUGCACAUAAAAAAAAAAUAUUGGCAACAUUUGUUUCUGUUUAUUUUUCUACAUUCAUACAUAAUUUUCUGAGUUUUUGUGUACAGCUUGCAUAACUGAAAAUGGUGUGAGACUGGACACUUAACAUUUAAGUAUUUUAAUCUUGUACAUUGUGACCUUUUGUCACAAAAGGGCUUUGGUUUACAUGAACGCAUUCAGUUUCCUGUUACACAAGACAUCCCAAACUCAAGAAGAAUAUACAAUAUGUAUUUUCUGUCAAACGCCAGAAAACAAUGAACCAGACCAAUAAUAUUUGGUAUGUGUUGCUUAAUGAGGCUUUCUACCACACAUAUGGCAAGAAUAAUUUAGUUUUAAACUGAGCGAUUUCUUCAUAUUGAUCACUGUCAUGCUGGAAAGCAACACAAUUAUUUUCAAAGCUGAAGCGACUACAUUGACUUUUCCAUCCAUCUGUGACUGGAUCUAUCUCUGGUGGGGAUUUGGCCUUUAGAGAUUUAGUUGAUAACAGACUGCCCCGACUGUUUGCUGUUGGAUAUGUACAACAUGUGCAUAUGAAAAGACUUCAUCACACCUGAAUGAAGCCAUUCUCAAUCUUCUACACACCCUGAGCACUUUCGGGACUCUACAAAGACGCACACAAGAACCUCCUGUAGCACCACACUGGAGAGCGGCACUGAAGAUUAUAUGGUGUUAUGAAAAAAUGACAUGAAGAGGACAUAAAACCCACUAUACUGAAAAUGUUUCCAGAAAAGUUGUGAAGAUAUGUGAAGAUGGGUAGUAUUGUAAAUUAUAUUAAAUAUCAGAUGCGCUGCAAAUGACUUGCAUCACUCUAAUGUGCUGUUACCUAGUAUUGUACACUGCAGGCAGUGCGUAAAAUCUUUCACUCUUACUGAGUAAUAACGAAUAUAAACUUGACUUAUCUGACUUGUAUUUAGUUACUGUGCAGCUAGAAACUGUUGAAAAAGACUGAAUACUCAUUGUGCUGACCUCCAGCCUUUUCUAUAGCUGUAUAUAGCCUACUUUAGUAUACAUGCAACUUACGGGCAGUUCAAUCCAUCAGUUGACUAAUAGUAAAAUAGGACUACAGUGCAAAGUGAAGUAGACAUAUUCAUAUAUAAAUGGCAUUAUAAAAGUGUACACUAGAUCCAAGAAACAUAGUGUUGUCAUCAAAUCAAUGAUCUGCAGCAUACGCUGGAGCUCAUCCAGCUCAUAGUGACUCUCAAAGGCUUGAAACAACUUUUUUUGCCUUCAAAAAAAAAGAAAAAAAAAUCCAGUUUCCUUGUUUUAACACGUUUUGAAGAAAAGCUUGCUUUAAUUUUUUUACAUCAUUGUUCCUUUGCACAAAUGUAUCAACUUAACAGAUUUUGUGGUAUUGAUCAGUUCAGUGAUUGUGAAAAUGUAUUAUUUGUCAUCAUUUAAAAUUGAUAAGAGGUGGUGUUGGUGCUCUGAGCAGUAGCUUUAAAUAAAUCUUAAUUACAUUAAAGUUUCUAUUGCUAAUGAAAGACAGGAACUUUCACACAAUUUAUCCUAGUUGUUUAAAUAUUUUGGCACAAAUGUUCAGUUAUUAGGAGACGAAUGUGCCUCCAAAAACACUGUCGAGCAGGCUUCAUAGUAAUUCUGAAUGUUCAAUUUAAUUAUAUAAUUUCACUAACAUGCAAUGCCCAGUUAAACUACUCAGUGUGACUGAAAAUGAUCACAGACAUGCAUUUCAUUCUGCUAAUAUUUUGCAUUAACAACACCUCAUGCCUUAAUGUACAGUGUGUGUGGUAUUGAAUGUAAAGUAGUGCUACUGUGGUUGCCAGCUUGUUUGCUGUAUUUUAAGCUGCUAUGGUGCUCUCUAGGCUGUGUAUGUAUUUGUAAAUGUGCACAAUCCAUAAUUUGGUUGUAAAUCAUUCAGUUGGGCCGUGAUUUGAGGCGUUCGACAAGUGUGCUUUGGAGUUAACACUCUUUUGUGUGUCCAUUUAAAAGCAAACACAAAACAUAUUAAAGAGGCUAGACAAGCCCAGACUAGGCUGCACUAACAACUGGUCAUUAGAUUGUGACAUUUACCAUAAGAUAAAUGCAGGGAUUUAAAAUGCAUUUCAUUAAAGUUUCUUUAAUGAGCUUAGCUUUUGAGCUUACAUAGAAUGAAAAUGCUGAAAUAUUGUGAAAAAUGAAAGUUAGGUAAUGUGUAAAUAUAUGUGUGUGUUCACUUCGGCUAUUCAAACUUUGCAUAUGACUUGAUAGAACUAUUGCAUAGCUUAACGUAGAUCCUGCUGUAUACUAUGCAUAUUCAAAUGUCUGGCUCUGAAACUACAAACUUGCACUGCUUUGUAGCACUGGGUUCUCUUCAAAUUGCAUUUGUCCGGAAUAUAUUGCAACGUCACUAGAUUAGUAGAUAACAUCAGGUAAAAACAACAAAAUAAAAUGAAUAAAUAAAAGGAUACACCAUAAAUUAUGACAAAGUUGCCACUGGGCCCUUUCAAUAUGUUUGGGUGCUAUAUCACAGCUGCAGAGAAGCACAAACCAAAGCUUUAGCAGCACCAGGAAUAUAAUGUAUAUGCUGCACAAUCACUACUGCAUAGUUUAAGAGGCCUUGUUCAGAAAUGGUUGAAAAUUAAAUAAAAUAAAUAAAUAAACAACAAAUGAAAAAAAAAGAACUUGAAUGUUUUUCUCAGUGUUUGAAACCUGGACGACAUUUUCAUUAGUCUCCAGGUAUUUUCUGUUCUCAAGAGCUGUUUUUAUGGUUUAGGAGCUGUAAAACUGAAAUUCUGUAGCAUGUGUUCUUGAAAAUGUGUAAGAAACAAUAUAUUUAAUAAAUA
This is a messenger RNA of Cololabis saira (Pacific saury), 5785 nucleotides long. Its product is annotated as rho-related BTB domain-containing protein 2-like. The record is from RefSeq and is a predicted model, not a curated record. Gene Ontology annotation, molecular function: GTP binding; GTPase activity; protein binding. NCBI's taxonomy places the organism in Eukaryota, Metazoa, Chordata, Actinopteri, Beloniformes, Belonidae. The transcript is spliced from 10 exons. Gene Ontology annotation, biological process: small GTPase-mediated signal transduction. The coding region runs from base 242 to 2407 and encodes 721 amino acids.